AGUAAGGAAAAGAAAAGCGCGGGGUGGCGGACCUCUGCUCCGCGCGGCGGUUCGCCGUUCGAACGACGGAAAAAGGAAGACGACGAUGACGACAACGAAGACGAAGAAGCGUCACCAACAAUUCUUUUCCUCAUUCGUUGCUUCCUCCCUGGGAAAGCCAAAGCAAAAGCUGGCUGCCCCACUGCCUUCUCUCUCUUUCUAUCUUUAUGAGUUGUUGAUGUUUGACAGAGGUUUCUUUAUGAGUUGGUGCUCUUUGAGCGAGAGUGAGAGAGGGAGAGAGAAAUGGGCAGAAAAGCAAAAGAGAACAAAAGAAAAAUACGGUGGUGGCAGUGGUGGUGCUACUUACCCACAAGCCACAAGCGAUUCUCCCCAUCUUUUUCUCUUUUCAUCUCUUUUCCCGCUUUUCGGCGUACCUUCUCUCCUGCAAGUCUUUUAUAAUCAAUCGGAGAUGGGGACAGAGUUGCUCUAUUUCUCUACAGUUCGUCGGAGCGGCAGCGGAAGCGGAGGCGAAGAUGGCGAGCAGCAGCGGCAUGAGACACUCUGGCGAGUUCCCGGCGAGGUCACUCUCCCGCCGGAUGUCGAGGGUCGGGACCGUCGUCGGCGAGGCUCCCGAGGACGAGCCGGGCACAAUCAAUGCAGAGCUUGUCCCGUCGUCCCUCGCGAAUAUUAUCCCCGUCCUCCGCGUUGCAGAUGAGAUUCAGGAGGAGAACCCUACUGUCGCUUACCUGUGUCGUUUUCAUGCAUUUGAGAUGGCACAUAAGUUGGAUUCUACAUCAGCUGGACGAGGAGUUCGCCAAUUUAAGACAGCACUUCUGCACAAGCUGGAAAAGGAUGAAAAAGAAGGGCCUCAGCCUACCAAAGCAUAUGCACGAGAAAUUCAAAAGUUCUACAAGGAGUUUUAUGAGAAGAAUAUCAAGGAACAACUUCAAAAGAGAACUCCUGACGAGAUGGCCAAAAACUGUCAGAUUGCAUCUGUUCUAUAUGAUGUCCUUGAAAACCUGGUACCUAAAGACAAAAUCAGUGAGGAGAUUUUAAAGUAUGCUUUAGAAGUUGAGAAAAUAAGGGAGCAGUAUGUACCAUAUAACAUUCUUCCCCUUCAUGCAAUUGCUACCACUCCUCCAAUAAUGAACGUGCCUGAGAUAAAAGCUGCAGUUCAUGCUUUGAAAAAAAUUCAUGGUCUUCCUUGGCAAUCUUCUGUUCGUACUGCAUAUCAUGAUAGUAGCAGACAAGAUCUUGAUUUGUUUGAUUGGCUUUGGUCAGUUUUUGGAUUUCAGAAAUCUAAUGUGGAGAACCAAAGAGAACACCUAGUUUUGUUAUUGGCAAAUGUUGCAACACGGAAUAAAUAUCAUCAGGAGUCUAACCUGAUAGAUGACAGCACUCUGAAAUAUUUAAUGGGCAAAAUAUUUAAGAACUAUUAUGGAUGGUGUGCCUAUCUGCAUCAGAAACGACAUAUCAACACAUCAAAUGCUCGGGACAAACAACAGAUGCAGCUUCUUUAUAUAGGACUCUAUCUUCUUAUCUGGGGUGAAGCUGCAAAUCUCCGAUUCAUGCCUGAAUGCCUCUGCUACAUCUUUCACCAUAUGGCCUAUGAACUUAAUGGACUUGUAUGUGGGAAUGUCUCUCAAGCUAGUGGGCAAAAUCUGCAGCUUGCGUACACUGGGGAGGAGUCAUUUCUACUAGAAGUUGUUACUCCAAUUUACAAUGUUAUACGCGAGGAAGCUCGAAAAAGUGCAGCAGGUACUGCAAGUCAUUCUAAAUGGAGAAACUAUGAUGAUCUGAAUGAAUAUUUUUGGUCUGAACAUUGUUUCAAGUUGGGAUGGCCUAUGGAUCGCAAAGCUGACUUUUUUCUUCAUACUUCAGAUCAUAAGAUUGAGGAUUACGCAGAUGAAGUUAGGCAGAGAAAGCCAAAAACAAAUUUUGUUGAAGUUCGCACCUUCUGGCAUCUUUUUAGAAGUUUUGAUCGGCUCUGGAUUUUUUUCAUAUUGGCGCUUCAGGCUAUGAUAAUCAUUGCUUGGAACUCUUCGGGCCCAUUGAUGGCAUUGUCUCAACAAAAUGUAGUGAAAAGUGUUUCAAGCAUAUUCAUUACGGCUUCAAUACUAAAUUUUCUGCAAGCACUACUGGAUAUAGUUCUUUGCUGGAAGGCUUGGGGAAGCAUGUCCUUCUCACAAAUAUUAAGAUACAUCCUUAAGCUUGUGGUGGCAGCUGUUUGGGCGGUGGUGCUUCCAUUUAGCUAUGGUGCUUCAUGGGAUAAUCCAACCGGGCUGGUCAGACUUUUCAGCAGUUGGACUAGCAGCUUUAAAAGCCAGUCAUUAUAUGGUCUUCUUGUAGCAAUUUAUUUAAUACCCAAUAUCUUAGCUGCUAUCCUGUUUAUGGUUCCGCUUCUUCAGAGAGCCUUGGAGCGGUCAAAUUGGCGAAUCAUUGUUUUCUUGUUGUGGUGGGCACAGUCAAAGUUGUACGUUGGAAGGGGCAUGCAUGAGAGUAUGGUGUCACUUCUCAAGUACACACUCUUCUGGAUUCUAUUGCUCAUCAGCAAACUAGCGUUCAGCUACUAUGUAGAGAUCCAACCAUUGAUUGACCCAACUAGGAUAAUUAUUGGCAUGGGAAUUGGCAAUUAUGAGUGGCACGAAUUUUUUCCAAAUGUGAAGCAUAACAUAGGUGUUGUGAUCUCCAUAUGGGCACCAAUUAUCUUGGUUUAUUUUAUGGAUGCACAGAUAUGGUAUGCCAUUUUCUCAACAAUAUUCGGAGGCAUUCGUGGUGCUUUUAGUCACCUUGGUGAGAUCCGGACUCUUGGGAUGUUGCGGUCAAGAUUUGGUUCUGUGCCAGUUGUUUUCAAUGAAUGUCUUGUGCCAAAGAAUGAAGAUGAUAAUAGAGAAAACAUGGAAGAACGGAAGAAGGUUGCAAAAUUCCAGUAUAUGUGGAAUGAGUUCAUAUAUUGCUUGCGUGAUGAGGAUCUGAUCAGUAAUAAGGAGCGUGAUCUAUUGCUUGUACCAUAUCCUCCAAGGGCUGUCUCUGUUGUACAGUGGCCUCCUUUUCUUCUUGUCAGUAAGAUACCUGCUGCAAUAGAAAUGGCCAAGGAUUUCAAAGGGAAGCUAGAUGAAAGGCUAUUUAAGAAGAUCAAAUCAGAUGAUUACAUGCUUUCUGCCGUUGUAGAGUUCUAUGAGACGUUUCGAGCAUUGCUUUGUGACAUAUUGGAGCAAGAAGAUGAAAAAGAAGUUAUAAAACGAAUAUGCAUUGAAGCGGAGUCUAGCAUCAAAGAUCAAAGUUUCCUGUCUAAAUUUCGAAUGAGUGGGCUGCCUCAGCUGAGCAAUAAAUUGGAGAAAUUUCUUGGCCUGCUCAAGAAUGCUUCUGAUGACAAUAUAGUGACUGACAGAACUCAAGUGAUUAAUAGCCUUCAAGAUGUAGUAGAGGUUAUUACCCAAGAUAUUAUGGCUGAGGGACACGGAUUUCUAGAAGGCAUGUUCGUGCACAAGCAGGGUCAAAAGGGUGAUUCAACUGGCAGCAAUAAAGAUCAGAAGUUCGCAAAAAUAAAUAUUGACCUCAUUAAGAAAGGACAUUGGUAUUUCGAGGUUUCCAGAAUGCACUUGCUUUUGACUGUCAAAGAAUCUGCGGCUAAUGUUCCUAUGAAUUUGGACGCUAGACGCCGCAUUACCUUCUUUACAAAUUCCUUGUUCAUGAAAAUCCCAAGAGCUCCAAAAGUUCACGAAAUGGUGUCAUUCAGUGUUUUGACUCCAUAUUUUAAGGAGGAUGUUUUGUUAUCUGAGAAUGAUAUUCAAAAAGAAAAUGAGGACGGAAUAACAACCUUAUUUUAUCUCCAGAAGAUAUACCCAGAUGAGUGGAGCAAUCUUCUAGAACGUUGUAAUUUAUCGAAAGAUAAGCCUAUACCGAGGGAGCACGUGGAUGAUCUUUGUCGCUGGGUUUCUUACCGAGCUCAAACACUAAGUCGUACAGUAAGAGGCAUGAUGUACUAUAGACGGGCACUGGCACUUCAGUGUUUCCUUGAUAUGGCAGAUGACAGUGAAAUAUUAGGUGGAGAUAGACGAGAAGUAUCAAUUGAAAAAUAUCUUGAGCAGCAAAAUUUACCACUGCUGGCCAUUGCAGAUAUGAAGUUCACGUUUGUUGUUUCUUGCCAAGUAUAUGGUCAACAGAAGAAAUCCAGUGACUCGCGUGACAGGAGCUGCUCGUUAAACAUCUUAAAUCUUAUGUUAGAACAUCCUUCACUUCGGGUGGCUUAUGUCGAUGAGAGAGACGAGACAAUUAAUGGAAGAACCGAAAAAGUUUAUUACUCGGUACUUGUUAAAGGAUAUGAAAAGCGAGAUGAGGAAAUUUAUCGCAUCAAGUUGCCUGGUUCUCCAAUUAUUGGUGAAGGGAAACCUGAAAAUCAAAACCAUGCAAUAAUUUUCACACGUGGAGAGGCACUGCAAACUAUUGACAUGAACCAGGAUAAUUACCUUGAAGAAGCUUUCAAAAUGAGAAAUGUUUUGCAAGAAUUCUCGAAACCUCAUGGACUAAAACCACCAACGAUAUUAGGACUGAGAGAACAUAUCUUUACUGGAAGUGUUUCAUCUCUUGCGUGGUUCAUGUCAAAUCAAGAAACAAGUUUUGUAACUAUUGGACAGCGAGUUUUAGCAAAUCCACUCAAAGUACGCUUCCACUAUGGCCAUCCUGAUAUUUUUGAUAGGAUAUUUCACCUAACAAGAGGUGGCAUAAGCAAAGCUUCAAAAGGGAUCAAUUUGAGUGAGGACAUAUUUUCAGGGUACAAUUCCACACUUCGUGGAGGAAAUAUUACUCAUCAUGAAUAUAUCCAAGUUGGAAAGGGUCGUGAUGUUGGAAUGAAUCAGAUUUCACUCUUUGAAGCAAAGGUCUCCAAUGGAAAUGGAGAACAGACUCUGAGCCGUGAUGUUUACAGAUUAGGCCGCCGCUUUGACUUCUACAGGAUGUUAUCAUUCUACUUCACAACAGUUGGAUUUUACUUCAGUAGCAUGGUGACUGUGCUGAUUGUCUAUGUUUUCCUUUAUGGACGCUUAUAUUUGGUGUUGAGUGGCCUGGAAAAAGAAUUAUUAAGGCAUACAAACAGCCAGCAAAGCAAAGCUCUUGAAUCUGCUUUGGCUACUCAAUCUGUCUUUCAGCUUGGUUUAUUGCUUGUACUGCCUAUGGUAAUGGAGAUUGGACUUGAGAAAGGAUUUCGUACUGCUAUUGGCGAAUUUAUCAUCAUGCAGUUGCAGCUAGCCCCUGUUUUCUUCACCUUCCAGCUUGGAACAAAAGCCCAUUAUUAUGGCAGGACAAUAUUGCAUGGCGGUGCCAAAUACAGACCUACUGGCCGUGGGUUUGGAGUGGAGCAUCUAAAAUUUGCUGCUAAUUACCGGAUGUAUUCACGCAGCCACUUUGUUAAAGGACUUGAAUUAAUGAUAUUGUUGAUUGUUUAUCAGGUUUACGGCACAUCAUAUUCGACUUCAAAUGUUUAUCUUUUUGUAACGUUCUCUAUGUGGUUCUUGGUUGCAUCUUGGUUGUUUGCACCUUCUGUGUUCAAUCCGUCAGGGUUUGAAUGGCAGAAAACAGUAGAUGAUUUCACAGAUUGGACACGGUGGGUUGGAAAUCGUGGGGGUAUUGGUAUUCAAGCAGAUAAGAGUUGGGAAUCCUGGUGGGAAGAGGAACAAGUUCACCUGAAAUAUACAGAUAUGAGAGGGCGUCUGCUGGAGAUACUUCUGGCAUUGCGCUUCUUCAUCUAUCAGUAUGGCAUUGUUUAUCAUCUCAACAUAGCCCACCACAACAAGAGUAUUCUAGUUUAUGGGCUGUCAUGGCUGGUUAUGGCGACUGUUUUAUUGGUCUUAAAGAUGGUAUCAAUGGGUAGAAGAAAGUUUGGUACCGACUUUCAGCUCAUGUUCAGGAUUUUGAAAGCACUUCUUUUCCUUGGAUUCGUCUCUGUUCUCACUGUCUUGUUCGUAGUUUGUGGCCUUACCAUUGCAGACGUGUUUGCUGCCUUGCUUGGUUUCCUGCCAACAGGAUGGGCCUUUUUGCUUAUUGGCCCAGCUUGCAGGCCAGUGGUUCGAAAAAUUGGAUUGUGGGAAUCCAUUAAGGAGCUUGCGAGGACAUAUGAGUAUAUAAUGGGGCUCAUAAUAUUUGCACCCAUCGCGGUUCUCUCAUGGUUCCCUUUCAUGUCAGAGUUCCAGACUCGCUUACUUUUCAAUCAAGCCUUCAGCAGGGGCCUGCAGAUCUCAAGGAUUCUGGCGGGAAAAAAGGAUAGCACAUAUGAGAUAGCUUCUCAGGUUGUACAUAAGGGGCCUUCAGAUCUCAAGGAUUCUGUCGGAAAAAAAGGAUAGCACAUAUGAGAUAACUUCUCAGGUUGUACAUAACUGAGGGGUAUUUGCUUCUCCCCAUGCAUUGAGUUCGUUUCUGUAAAUGUGGAAUAUGGGAAAAGAAGCUACAGGAAGGUAGAAAUAGAAAACGAUCUCCACGUAAUCGAUCUGAUGGAAGACUCGUGUUUAAUGAGCUCUCUGUGGCAUAUUCUAUUGAUAUACGGAUGUGAAUCCUUCGAGCAUGAGUUUUUGUUUUGGUGGCAGCUUAUGAAUUCUACAGCUACAGAAAGAUCUGAUUACAUUGAAUUCCUGUAAUGUUUUUGAAACUUGUUACACAACCCAUUCGCACUGAACAAACAGGUUUGGACUUGAAAAGGAUUAUGAAAAUUGUAGUGUAUACUGAAAAUAUUUAAUUGUAAUGAA
Nymphaea colorata (pocket water lily) is the source of this 6716-nucleotide messenger RNA. RefSeq names its product callose synthase 7-like. Gene Ontology annotation, biological process: (1->3)-beta-D-glucan biosynthetic process. Bases 513 to 6317 code for a protein of 1934 amino acids. The record is from RefSeq and is a predicted model, not a curated record. Gene Ontology annotation, molecular function: 1,3-beta-D-glucan synthase activity. Gene Ontology annotation, cellular component: 1,3-beta-D-glucan synthase complex; plasma membrane. NCBI's taxonomy places the organism in Eukaryota, Viridiplantae, Streptophyta, Magnoliopsida, Nymphaeales, Nymphaeaceae. The transcript has 41 exons.